AUGGCUACGGUAGCACCGCCUGAUUCCGGCGCCAGCUCGUCGGUCCAGGAAAAGACGUCUGGCCCUCUCAAAACGCCGAUCCCGUUCCCCGUGGCGGAGAGUAAGCCCAAGGAGCGGGCGACGCUCACUGCUGACCAGAAAUCAAAAUACGACUGGCUGCUUGAGCAGGUGAAGGGCUGGAAAGAGAUCCCAUCAGAUAAAGGCAAAACUGGCCCUCUCGCCGACAAUGAGAAAAUGUGGCUAACUCGGGAAUGCCUUCUACGUUAUCUCCGUGCCACCAAAUGGCAUCAGAAGGAGGCCGAGAAGCGACUGAAGGAAACUGUGUCUUGGCGGAGAGAUUACGGCGUCGAGGAGCUUACUCCGGAGCACAUUUCACCUGAGAACGAGACUGGCAAACAAGUCAUUCUGGGCUAUGACAAACAAGGCCGAGUGUGCCACUACUUGAACCCGGGCCGCCAGAACACCGAUCCCAGCCCACGACAAGUGCAACAUCUUGUUUUCAUGGUGGAGCGUGUGAUAGAACUCAUGCCAGCUCAGCAGGAGACUUUGGCGUUGCUCAUCAACUUCAAGACUAGCAAAAGCCGCACCAAUACGGCUCCAGGUAUCAGCACUGGUCGCGAGGUCCUCCAUAUCUUGCAGACACAUUACCCGGAGAGACUUGGACGGGCUCUAAUCAUAAAUGUGCCAUGGGUUGUCUGGGGCUUCUUCAAGCUCAUUACACCUUUCAUUGACCCUCUGACUCGUGAAAAGCUCAAAUUUAACGAGGAUAUGCGUCAGUACGUCCCCACUGAGCAGUUGUGGACAGAGUUCCAUGGUGACCUUGAGUUCGAAUAUGAGCACUCUGUUUACUGGCCUGCGCUCCAAAAGCUCUGCCAGGAGCGCCGGGAGGAGAAGAAGAAACGAUGGGAAGCCGGUGGCAAGCAAAUCGGCGAGCACGAGGACUACCUUACCGGUCACGACGAGUUUGGUGUUGCGGGCGCGCCUGCCAAGGUUGAGGAGAAACUUGAGCAGCUGAAAAUCGCCGAUGUCACUCCUGCUGCAGCAAAUUCGGAGUCUGAGGAAGUUAAGUCUGAAGAGACCAAGCCUCAGGAGGUGAAAGCCGAGGAGGCCAAAGCUACUGAGCCUAGUGCGGGGGAUAUACAAGAAACCAAGCCGACUGAAGGAGAUGAGGCACAGAAGUCUGCAUAG
Molecule: messenger RNA, 1188 nt
Organism: Phaeoacremonium minimum UCRPA7
Lineage: Eukaryota; Fungi; Ascomycota; Sordariomycetes; Togniniales; Togniniaceae
Product: putative cral trio domain-containing protein
Exons: 2
Coding region: 1-1188 (395 amino acids)
Molecular function (GO): phosphatidylinositol transfer activity
Source: RefSeq, a predicted model, not a curated record